AUGGAGAAGAUCUCCACAGCCACCAUGUAUUUCCCUUUGGUGCUCAGAAUAGAAAUAGAUGAAAGCGUGAUUCCAAACUGGACUUCAUCAGCACAAAACCAUACCUUAGUGACAGAGUUCAUCUUGACAGGCCUCUCCAACAACCACCAGACACAGCUAAUGCUCUUUGUGGUGUUCCUGGUGGCCUACCUGCUUACCUUGGCUGGGAACAUCAUCAUUAUGGUCACCAUUGUGCAUGAUCGAGGCCUCCAUACCCCCAUGUACUUCUUCCUAAGCAAUCUCUCUUUGAUUGACAUCUGCCACUCCACAGUCACUGUGCCCAAGAUGCUGGUUGACUUCCUAUCCAGAGAAAAGAUCAUCUCCUUUGGAGGCUGUGUGGCCCAAAUGUUCUUCCUCCACCUUUUUGCCUGCACUGAGAUUUUUCUCCUCACUGUCAUGGCCUACGACCGCUACGUGGCCAUCUGCAAUCCCAUGCAUUAUCUCACUGUCAUGAACCACAAGGUCUGUCUCCUACUGGCUGGCACAAUCUGGUUAGGUGGCAUGGUGCACUCUCUCGCCUUGACUGGCAUGACCAUCAAACUACCCUACUGUGGCCCCAAGAAGGUGGAUAACUUUUUCUGUGACGUUCCACCAGUCAUCAGACUUGCAUGCACCGACACUUACAUCAUCGAGAUCCUUAUUGUUUCCAACUCAGGGUUGAUUUCAGUGGUCUGCUUUGUAGUUCUGGUGGUUUCUUAUGGGGUCAUCUUGGUCUCCCUCCGCAACCGUUUUGCGGAAGGCCAACGCAAGGCACUCUCCACAUGUGCAGCACACCUCACUGUGGUGACCCUCUUUCUGGGACAUUGCAUUUUCAUUUAUUCUCGUCCCUCCACCAGCUUUGCAGAGGACAAGGUCGUGUCUGUCUUCUUCACUGCUGUAACCCCAUUGCUCAACCCCAUCAUCUACACAUUAAGAAAUGAAGACAUGAAGCAGGCACUCCAUAAAUUGUUUAGACAGAAGGUGAAUGCAGAGAAGUGA
Sceloporus undulatus (fence lizard) is the source of this 1017-nucleotide messenger RNA. Its product is annotated as olfactory receptor 4E1-like. Gene Ontology annotation, cellular component: membrane. Gene Ontology annotation, biological process: G protein-coupled receptor signaling pathway. The transcript has 2 exons. The record is from RefSeq and is a predicted model, not a curated record. NCBI's taxonomy places the organism in Eukaryota, Metazoa, Chordata, Lepidosauria, Squamata, Phrynosomatidae. Gene Ontology annotation, molecular function: olfactory receptor activity; G protein-coupled receptor activity. Bases 1 to 1017 code for a protein of 338 amino acids.